AGAAGAAGGAGGAGGAGGAAGUCGGGGCCGAGCCGCUUCCUGUAGGCAGAGGGAUGAGCGCAGACAAAGCUGGGUGGGGACUUGCCGCUCGGGGCUGCUGCUGACCACCCUCCUCCUACCUCCGGCCCUCCAUCCCUCCCUCCGGUCCUCCAUCCAUCCCUCCAUCCCUCCGUCCCGCCGCCGCCCGCCCCGCGGGGCAGCACCGCCGCCUCCAGGUGGUGAACGGCCAAGAGGAGCAGAUCUUCCCCUAGAGGCACACAGCACCGGAGAGACCUGCUUCUGCCUGUCUGGAGAGCACGCCUGGCCUGCCCAUGGCUAGCAACAACACUGCUAGCAUAGCACAAGCCCGCAAGCUGGUGGAGCAGCUUAAGAUGGAGGCCAACAUUGACAGGAUAAAGGUGUCAAAAGCAGCAGCAGACCUGAUGGCGUACUGUGAAGCCCACGCCAAGGAGGACCCUCUAUUGACCCCUGUCCCGGCCUCAGAAAACCCCUUUAGAGAGAAGAAGUUCUUCUGUGUUAUCCUGUAAACCCUCGAGGAGCCUGACCAGCACUCAGGCCACCCUGAACACUGAUGUAGAGUUUUUAGGAAUGGGGACAACCUGCUAGUCUGCAGAAUUUAAACAAAAAAUAAGUAAAAUACACGGCCUGGAAGCUACAGAGAUGUGCAUGUUUAAAGAACCUGGCUACCUUUGGGGGAAUAGGAUGAUCUGCAUUGCAAGGCAAAAGAUCUGAAGUCUGUAGAGUUGCCUAGAAAGAAAAAAACCCACAACAAAAUAUGUAAAGAAUAAAUCUGUGUCACUUUUCUGCUCACAAAAUUGUUUGAUUGUUCCAUAUUUAAAAGCACCAGAGCUGUGCUGAGCAAAGUAACUGCUAAGGAUGUGUAUAGACUUCUUGGAAUGAUAUUGUUGGUUUCUUUCCAAACUAUUCUUUUUUAUUUAAGUUGUCAGAUAUAUAGCGACAGGUUAGAUGAACUAUGGUGUUACUCAAUGUUUGGUCUUGUGUGUUUUAGUUCCCGGCAGUUGCGUAGCACAGGGCCCCGCGGUGGGUUAGCGAGGACGCGGCAGCUCCUGCCUGCCCCCCGUGUGCUGGCAGCUCCGUGUUCCCAGACAACCCCACUUGCUAACAUUUUGUGUAUGAUUAGCUUCAGCUCUGCAAGUAAAAGUGAAUCAUGUGUCGUGGUUGGUGCUUCAUACUCCUGUGACGACGUUCAGUGGUAGUGCAUGAGAGUUUAUCUCUGUUCAUCCGCUCCAGAUUUUUCUUUUCUAUCAUUUGACACCACAUGCUGGUGGAUAAAGCUGUAGGGAGGAAACCGAGGCGAUUCUGAAAGCAAAGGCAACUCCUGCAAUGCCUUAGACGUGCCUGAAAUACCUCCUGCAUUAGGGUACCCCUGGGCGUUGAGGGGUAGCUAGAAACCUGAAAAUCAAAGUUGACCACUUCUUUCCGGGUCUUUCCUCUUUUCCUACACCUCUGUGCCUCUGCCCUCCUUGCUUGGUCCGUGUCCUGCUCUUUUGGCUUCUCAGCAGCAUCUCCUCUCCUUGGGGCUGGAUCAGGAUGCUGCCCCAUGGAGGGAUGCUGCCCCACGGAGGGAUGCUGCCCCACAGCGGGCUAUUUCCGCCCCUUCCCACACCCACCGCUGCUGCCCCACUACGAUGGGUAGAGAUGGGGGAGCAGCAUGGGGAGCACGGGGCCACCCCUUCAUGGAGGUGCCUGAUACCUUGUUUACACGCAGCCUGAGCUCUGUGUCAGGCUGGGGAAUUACUCCCAGGUCGAGUUCAUCUGCUGCCAACGUUCUGGGGACACAAGCCACCUUCUUUGGACCUGCUCUGGGUUUAAUACUUUUGCAGACGUGGCUUGUCUCUCCGCUGAUAGCUCCUGGCUCUCCCCACUCAUCUACACUCCUGGAGAACUUUGGGAAUCACGACUUGGGGAUUUGCAUACAAAAUUAGGUGGGUGUCACAUAGGGGGGUUGGGGGGCUACAGUAACCUGGCUAAACUGUAGUUCUGAAUCAGGUAUCAGCUUAAAAAUCCCUGUGGAUCCAAGAGGGCAAUAGUCUUUAUGUACCUUUCGGUGAAACUUUCUAGCCCGUAAUAAGUGCAUUUUUGUUUUUUCUACCUUUUCAUACUCUUUUUCUAGUCUUCCACAGAGAAGACCAGUUUUUCUUACACUAGACUCCAAACUUUUGGCAUCUGGGAACAUUUAUAGGACAUGAGUAGCCUAGAUUGUCCCAGUCCUCCCACCGUGGCUUUCAGACCCCCCUAACCUCGAUCUUUUUACUACAGCUUACAUAGCUUUAGGAUGAAGGAUGGAUGAAGUCAUUUGUUCUGCAGCUGGUUUCACUCUUAAUAUUGCAAGGCAGAUGUGUAAAUACCCCGUCCCUGGUUUGUCUUUUGUUUUUAACGCUGAUUUACUGUCACAGAGAGUGAAGCGCAGCCGGUCUGACCCGGGGCUCACACCCCAACCCUUCUCCAAUGCUGUCACAAAGUGGUUUGUAAUAAUUUUUUUAAUGACUUCUGUAUUUUACAACUUGAAUUCUUAAUAUAUAAAUGAAGAAAUAAAGAUGCAUGAAGGGUGUGUGUGGGGGGAGUGUUAAAUUAACCUAAACUGCUCAUUGAAGGUGUUUUCCGUUGCUGGUCUUUAUUUCACGUUGGUAGUGGUGUUGACAUUGGUGUGCUGCCAGGUAUUUCACCCCAGUAUUUAUAUUUGCACAGAUACGCCUUUGUUAGCCAAGUAGAGAUCGCCUGCCAAGAGCGUUUCCCCCCUCGCAACAGAAAUACCAGCCAUCUCUCCAUCCCGAUGCCGUAUUUCCAGCAUGGUUUCAAAUGACAUCCAACUCUACCCCCAGGCUUUCAAACAAAAACUAUCUGGAGUACUGGAAAAGGACUUUUAUUUUCUGCCAAGGUUGCUGGUGGCGGGGCCAAGUCCGUCCCUCCAGUGCCAACCUGCCGCUGCCAGGCUUUUGGGGAGGGGGUGGUGGUAACCGAAAGCCAGCGCGGGGAGGUUGGCGCUGUGAUGUAGCGCAUCCCCAUCCCAUGUGGUCUCUGUACUCGUUGGAAAUAAAAUUUUGGAUUUGUUUCAA
Molecule: messenger RNA, 3077 nt
Organism: Neopsephotus bourkii (Bourke's parrot)
Lineage: Eukaryota; Metazoa; Chordata; Aves; Psittaciformes; Psittacidae
Gene: GNG2
Product: G protein subunit gamma 2
Exons: 4
Coding region: 312-527 (71 amino acids)
Biological process (GO): G protein-coupled receptor signaling pathway
Cellular component (GO): heterotrimeric G-protein complex
Molecular function (GO): G-protein beta-subunit binding
Source: RefSeq, a predicted model, not a curated record